Galendromus occidentalis (western predatory mite) is the source of this 1923-nucleotide messenger RNA. Its product is annotated as ATPase WRNIP1. Lineage: Eukaryota; Metazoa; Arthropoda; Arachnida; Mesostigmata; Phytoseiidae. The record is from RefSeq and is a predicted model, not a curated record. Gene Ontology annotation, molecular function: enzyme activator activity; ATP hydrolysis activity; ATP binding. The transcript is spliced from 10 exons. The coding region runs from base 403 to 1692 and encodes 429 amino acids. Gene Ontology annotation, biological process: DNA synthesis involved in DNA repair; DNA-templated DNA replication. Gene Ontology annotation, cellular component: nucleus.
AACCUUCUGAUGAGGCAAACCUGCGGCGAAAACGGACCAGUCCGAGAAAAAAAACAUCGCGAGGGUGCCUCCGAAGAGAAGAUACGCUGCACCGAUUCGCUUCAGGACGUACCGACUGUUUUCACACAAAACAUCGACUUUCGAAAGUCUGAGCCUGAACUACGCAAGCGUGUGACUUCUUUUUGAAGCUGAGUCUUCCUGCAGGCCGCCCACCCUUUCUUUCAACCUCGAUCCCAAAAAAACGCGCCGAAUCCGGCCGAGUCGACCUCUUCGAGCUCCGAACCGUCCACCUCUUCUGCGACCAAGAAGAGUGAGUCUUCGGACGAUCAAGACAUCGCGGUUGUUGAAGAGGGCUCACCAGACUUCGAUGUCAGCGACUCUGCGUUCCCGGUUUUCUCAACAAUGCUAGUGGACGGCAAGGUUGUGCCCAAAACGGUGAAAAAAGACGAACCCUUCAAACCCCUUGCUGAAGCAAUGCGACCGAAUACGCUGCAGGAAUACGUUGGUCAAGAAGAAGCUGUCGGCGAGAAGACACUCCUCAGACGACUCUUAGACGGACCGAACGUGCCUUCACUGAUUCUGUGGGGACCACCGGGCUGUGGAAAGACGACACUGGCUCACAUUAUCGCGAAGAAGACUCAAGCAACGGGACAUCGUUUUGUGACAUUGUCAGCCGUAGCAGCGAACACCAAAGACGUAAAGGACGUAGUUUCGAGAGCGCAAACAGACCAAAAAAUGUUCAAGAUCAAGACAAUCUUGUUUUUAGAUGAGAUCCACAGAUUCAACAAGGCUCAACAGGACGUAUUCCUGCCACAUAUCGAGAAGGGCACCAUCACGUUGAUCGGAGCCACGACUGAGAAUCCGUCAUUCUCCCUGAAUUCUGCUCUUCUUUCGAGAUGUAAAGUCAUCGUGCUGGAAAAACUGUCAUCAGAGAAUAUACGCACGAUCCUCUCACGAGCAGCAUCCAGCCUGGAAGUCCAGAUACUUCCGGACGAUUCGCCGGAACAAGCUACCGGACUCGCGAUAACCGACUCUGCUCUGAGCUUCUUGGUGGGGAUCUCCGAUGGGGAUUCUCGCACAGCCUUGAACUCCCUCCAAACGGCCGUCGAAGGCUUCAAACAGCUCGAAAAACAUGUGAUCACGAAAGACGACAUAAGAGACAGUCUCAAAAAAACACAUUUCCUCUACGAUCGUAAAGGUGACCAACAUUAUGACACGAUAUCGGCGUUCCAUAAAUCUAUGCGCUUCGGUAAAGAUACUGCAGCGUUGUACUACCUCGCGAGGAUGCUCAGUGGAGGCGAAGAUCCGCGUUUCAUCGCGAGAAGACUCAUUGUAUUCGCAUCAGAAGACAUAGGAUUGGCCGAUCCGUCAAUGCUGAGCUUAGCUAUGGCGACACAUCAAGCGUGCGAGAAGAUCGGCAUGCCGGAGUGCAGGAUAAUGCUGUCCCAUUGCACGGUGCAAUUCGCCCGCUCACCGAAAUCUCGAGAAACCUACAAUGCCUACGGCCGAGCAGAGAUGUUUAUCCGAGAUUUCGAAGGUCCUCACCCGCCGGUUCCCUUAGCCAUAAGAAAUGCCCCCACCAAACUCAUGAAGGAGCUGGGUUAUGCUCAAGGGGAGUACGGGACGUGUUUACCGGAGUCUUUGGGGGAUCUCGACUUUUUCAGAGGCGCACCGCCACCGCAUUUGAAAUGAUAGUCUCAGUCGCUUCCCCGUUUUUAAUUCCUCUCGAUCGCGUUCGAAAAUGACAAUGAGAUCCGUCUCAAGGAAAUGUUCAAGGAAAAAAUGUGCGACAAACUGUGAUUCCCAUAAAAAAUCUAUAUGCUCUCCGACCCAUGAUCGAUGAGGUUGGAGUUUCCCCGGUAGGCAAGAACGAAAUCGUGUCAGAAUUCGCUUCAUGAAGAAUGAAAGAAGUGCAGUGAAUGA